This is a messenger RNA of Panthera uncia (snow leopard), 836 nucleotides long. It is a transcript of the gene PMIS2, whose product is annotated as PMIS2 transmembrane protein. Gene Ontology annotation, cellular component: membrane; intracellular membrane-bounded organelle. The transcript has 2 exons. The coding region runs from base 131 to 502 and encodes 123 amino acids. The record is from RefSeq and is a predicted model, not a curated record. NCBI's taxonomy places the organism in Eukaryota, Metazoa, Chordata, Mammalia, Carnivora, Felidae.
GAAGAAGUGGCCUUUAACGUUUGGAGUCUUGGGAUGCUGGAGUCUAGGUUUUAAACUAGGGGAGGUAUAGUGGGCUUGACUCUCUGUUUUCAAGACACUCAGGAUCUGUCUUUGUCUGGGUGGAAAGAUCAUGCCCCCAAAACACGCCCCACCUGCUGCAAAAGGCGCGGCUGCUGCAAAAGGCCCGCCUGCUGCAGGAGGCCCGCCGGCUGCAGGAGGCCCGCUGGCUGCAGGCGCCCCUGAGAAGCCGCCAGAGGAAACACAGACACCUGAAGAACUGGCAUUUUAUGCCCCGAAUUACUUAUGUUUGACCAUCCUGGCCGUAAUUUUGUUCCCUCCCCUGGGAUUAAUAGCUAUAUUCUUCAGUUACAAGACUUUGCAGGCCAACAAGAACAGCGAAUGGGACGAUGCUUACCUCAACUCAGGCCGAACUGGCUGGCUGGAUGUAUUUGCCAUACUCAUUGGUUUAGGCAUCAUUUAUGCCUAUACCCUAUUUAUGUGAAGGCCAGGCCAAGUAGUCCAUGAGUCCACCUCAAAUAGGACUUACCCACCAAGGCCCUAACCAACCAAAUCAGCCACCAUGCAAGAAACCAACAGCCAAGACAUCUUCUAGCCAGAAAACCUAUUGGCCAAGGAACUCAACAUCCAAGCAACCCACUAGCCCAGGGACAUCAUACUACUUCAUCCUUUUCGCUGCUGGAGCCAUCGUCAUCCACCUUGAGGGUCCUCACUUUCAUGCCCUAGAUGUGCUUAGCUCCAUGAUACUUGGAUGCUCUUUCAGAAAAAAAAAAAAAAUUAUUUAAACCAAUAAAAAAUGAAGGGAAUGUUCCAGCUUC